Molecule: messenger RNA, 1931 nt
Organism: Wallemia mellicola CBS 633.66
Lineage: Eukaryota; Fungi; Basidiomycota; Wallemiomycetes; Wallemiales; Wallemiaceae
Exons: 2
Coding region: 164-1906 (580 amino acids)
Biological process (GO): attachment of mitotic spindle microtubules to kinetochore
Cellular component (GO): Ndc80 complex
Source: RefSeq, a predicted model, not a curated record
ACCUAGUGCACUCAAGCAGAAAUCUAGAUAUCAGCUACCAAGUCAGAGGCUGAGUACGCUACCGAGGCAAUCUCUAGCCCAGUCAAGCUCACAGGAUAACUUUGUUCCAAGUGCUUCACGUGCAGAUGCUGGUUUCUACGGUAGGCAAUCCUUAGCUCCGCGAAUGCCACCACCUAGUGUACAAAGAUCCUCCGUUUAUGGUCGUCAAUCUGUUGUUCCUUCCGCUUCUCAUCAUCAAUUGGCUUCGUUUCUGCCUCCACCGCGACACCUCACACGCGAUCCCCGCCCAAUGCGUGACAGGAAUUACAUCAAUGAAUUGAAGGAAUUAGUUCAUAAACACCUCCUAGAAUGCGCCUAUCCAUUUCAAAUUACAGCCAAGACAUUGACAUCACCAACAACAAAGGAUUUCCAAUCAAUGUUUAGGUUCCUUUAUACAGAUAUACUAGAUCCUGCGUUUAUUUGGGCUAAGGAUUUUCAAGGAAAACCACGUAAAUUUGAGGAAGAAGUUAUGAUGAUUUUGAGAGAUUUGAGGUAUCCAGUAGCAGAUUCAAUAUCUAAAACACAAUUACAAGCUGCAUCAGCACAACAUAUUUGGCCUGGUAUGCUUGCAAUGCUUGCUUGGUUGGCUGAUAUGAAUAAAACAAUGCAAAAUUGGUACACUCCUGAUUACUGCGAUGAUCCUCAAUUAGCACAUCCUAGUGAUCUUAACCCACAAGAUAUUUCAAAUUGGCAUGAAAAAGUUAGUUACGAGUAUGCAUCAUCUACAUACGUAGCUUUCUUACAAAAUGAGGAUGAAUUUCCUAAUGAAAAUGCCGAAUUGGAAGAGAUCUACAAAAGACAAGAUGAGGAGAUUUUAAAAGAGGUUGAAGAUUUAGAAAAGGAGAAUCAAGUUUUGCGUACAGAGUUGGAAAAAUUAGAACAAUCACCUUCACCACUUGCAGAAGCAACUGAGGAGCUUCAAAAAAUGAAAUCUGAUAAGGGUAAAUUCAAACAACUGAUACAACAUUUCGAAGAAAAGAAGUCAAAAACUGAGACCAUUAUAACUAAAAUGCAAUCAGCUGUUGAAGCACUUGAGAAAGAAUUAAAUGAGCAAGAAAUUGAAAAUGAAAAAGUUAGUAAGCAAGUUGAAGCUCAAAACCUCACACCUGAGGAAAUAGAUAGAAUGAAAUCCACUAGAGUUCAAUUAUCAGAUACACUUGAUAAACACCGUCAACAAAUGGAAAGAAUCAAGAAAUCUAAUUGGGAUCUUGAAAUAUUAUCAACUAAAGCAGCAGAUAGUUUAGAGAAUGUUGUUAAAGUUUACAUGGAAUUAUGUGAAAGGAUAGGAAUAGUACCUGGACCACCACCUGAGAAAUACCUUCAUGUUCAAUUCGAUUUAGAUUACAGCAGAGCUGCUGCAACACCUUCAGAAAUGUUCUCAUCGACUGAUAUAAAAGGUGCGAUCAAGAAUGCGCUUAUUGGUAUACGUAAAGAUGCUACCGAUAAGCAUGUCGAAGUUGAGAACGACAAUAUCAUCCUCCAAGAACAAGUCCAAAGAGUUGAAGAGUUGGUCGUUGAAUCACAAGAGAAAGUUCAAGAGAUAUCAGCAAAAUUAGAAACAAUGAAAGCUCAAACGGAUGACGAGAAAAGCAGGAUGCAAGCUGAAGUAUCUGCUUCAAACUCUGAAAUGAGAGAAGCUGAACAACUCCUUCACGACGCCCAAGCUAAUGCUCGCAAAGGUGUUCUUGCACUCGAUCAACGUUAUCAAAGUUUGAUGUUUCAAUAUGAUAACUUAUUAUCAACAACACAAAACAGUCAACAAGAAUUAUCACAAGAGGUUGUCUCAAUCGUUACUGAAAUAAUUAACCUCAAGCAAUACGUACAACGUACGAUUGAAGAUACAAUUAAAUUUGCCGAGGAGAACUAAUUUUCAUAUUUUUUGUAUAAAGCGU